AUGUCCUGGUUCUCAACCCAACGAGCAGGACGCGAAGGAUGGAGCCUCGACAUCGUCUCCCUCCUCGCAGUCAUCGGCGAAGGCGCCAUGGAAUCCCACAUCCAGCCCAUGACCAGCUCCUGGACAUGCAUCCUCCCUCGCAUUAUGCCCGCGCCCCAAGCCCUCCUCAAAGCCAGCCGACCAACUCGAAUGCCCGAACUCCCCUGUGCUAUCGCGGGGAUCAUGAACGGCACAUCAGUAGGCACUUAAACUUCUUUCCGAAUAUCAUUCAUCCCCUUGAUGAACAGCCCGCACUCGGUUUCAAGGUCUACUCCAUCAAACAUAAAGAUGAAAGUCCCCCCGUCACAAGAAGGACAUCGCCAAAAGAGUCGAAGGAAGCCCUAAGCGAGGGGGAACUACCCGACGCAGUGGAAGCCCAAAGAGUCAAGAUAAAGAGAAGCGAGUCCACACUAAAACAAGUCCAACGAGCAAUAACCAACACCUUCUCCAAACCCCUCCCCCACAUCCCCACAAGAACCUUCUCCCCCCUCAACAUCCUCUCCAUCGCCUCGUGCCUCCUCACCAUCGGCCUGCUCAUCCUCGCAGCACUCAUCCGCGACGGCACCGCCUGCAUAGCACUAACCACCAUCUCCCUCUCCACCUCCACAAUCAGCUACGCCUCAUGGUGGACCCCCAUCCUCAAACGCCGCCCCUUCCACGGCUACGUCCCAGCAGGCGACGUCGCAAUCCGCACGCGCGAAGGCGCCAUCCUAAUAAUCCACUGCAACGAGAACAUCGCGCGGGAACUCUACACAGGGACCGAAGAAUGCCACUACGCCGUCUCAACAUCAACACACCGUCUCCUAGUCGGCACCGGCACCUUCCUCUUCAUGCUCUCCGUCGCGCUCCUGGGUAAUUGUGAUUUCCCCAUGCAAGCCGCGAUCGGGGGCUCGUACAUGCUCCUCAACGGCCUCUUCUGGCUCAUCUCCCUCGCGAACAAGAAGCGCUUCUGGGACCUGGGGAUCUACGUCGUGGAGGAGAGGACGCCGGGGGAUGCUCAGAAUGCGCAUGUGAGUACUGGGGGUGGGAAAGAGGGGGUCGCUUGUUUUACGCGGUCGAUGUGGUAUGCUAUCCGGGAGACGGGGCGGGUGGAUUGGGUGAGGAGGAUGGGCGCGGCGCCGGAUACGCCUGAGUGGGAUGCGUGGUUGAGGGAGGCGGAGGAGGAUGCGAAGAAGGGGAAUCGGGGGUGGGAAGCGGUAAGGAGACGGGGGGAGUUGUUCGAGGGUGUUUCUGCUAGGGAGCAGCAGGGUAGUCAUUCUCAUUCUAUGAAGUAAGUUUAUGCUUCGGCUGUUUUGACAGGUUUGUUGUUGUUGUGGUACUAAUCUCAUUGUAGUUUCUCGAAGUUGUCUAGCCAUUUUCCGCAGUUCCAUAUGUGAGAGUCUUAUUUAGCUUUGCGAUUCUUAGGCUCGGAUAAAUUCAAGUUCAUAGUUAUGGAGUUGGUAGAAGUCAGAUGAUUAAGUAG
Hymenoscyphus albidus is the source of this 1501-nucleotide messenger RNA. The record is from the annotation of a GenBank genome assembly. NCBI's taxonomy places the organism in Eukaryota, Fungi, Ascomycota, Leotiomycetes, Helotiales, Helotiaceae.